Molecule: messenger RNA, 9487 nt
Organism: Manis pentadactyla (Chinese pangolin)
Lineage: Eukaryota; Metazoa; Chordata; Mammalia; Pholidota; Manidae
Gene: CEP250
Product: centrosomal protein 250
Exons: 34
Coding region: 322-7686 (2454 amino acids)
Biological process (GO): cilium assembly
Source: RefSeq, a predicted model, not a curated record
GGUUCCAAGAGGGUCGGGGGCCUCCGCGGCGGCUUAAGCUACUCCGGCGCGGAGGGACACGCUGGGAAUCCGCUGAACCCGAGAGUGCCUGGCUAUAGAAGUGAUUAACUCUUCCUGGGCACAUCUGGAAGGACAUGAUGGGAGGUGGCAUUUGAGCCAGGAAGACUGACCAUUUGGUGCAUUAAGGGCCCCUGAAAUCCCCACUGUAUGUGCACAUGCUCAAGAGGAAGUCUAAGAGGCACAGCAAUGAUUAGAGACCCUGCUGAGAGCAAGCAGCUCCUGGCUGCCUAGGGGCCUGCGGGCUUACUUUCUGGUGUCCCCAUGGAGACAGGAGGCCCUGGGUUGAACACUAUGAAGCCCCAGUCACUGCAGCUGGUGCUGGAGGAGCAGGUGCUGGCGCUACAGCAGCAGAUGGCGGAGAACCAAGCAGCCUCCUGGCGGAAGCUGAAGAACUCCCAGGAGGCCCAGCAGCGGCAAGCAUCCCUUGUGAGGAAGCUGCAGGCCAAGGUUUUGCAGUACCGAGGCUGGUGCCAAGAGCUGGAGAAGCGGCUGGAAGCCACCGUGGGACCAGUCCCUCAGAGGUGGGACAGUGUGGAGGAGUCAAGCCUGGAACAGCUGCUAAUCCGAUUGGAGGAGGAGCAACAGAGGUGUGAGAGUCUAGCAGAGGUGAACACCCAGCUUCGGCUGCACGUGGAAAAAGCUGACAUUGUGAAUAAAGCUCUUCGAGAAGAUAUGGAAAAAUUGACAGUAGACUGGAGCCGGUCCCGGGAUGAGCUAAUGAGGAAAGAGAGCCAGUGGCAGAUGGAGCAGGAGUUCUUCAAGGGCUACCUGAAAGGGGAGCAUGGCCGCCUUCUCAGUCUAUGGCGGGAGGUGGUGACCUUCCGACGCCACUUCCUAGAGAUGAAGUCAGCCACUGACAGAGAUCUGACGGAGCUCAAGGCUGAGCAUGUGAGGCUUUCCGGGUCCCUGUUGACCUGCUGUCUGCGCUUGACCGUGGGUGCACAGUGUCGGGAACCGGGUGGAUCUGGGAGACUGGGUGGAAGCGAGGCGGCCCAGCUGCUGCUCCUGACUGAGAGCCGGGAGCUGGAGAAGGAAGCCCAUGCAAGGAGCCAGGAGUCCAUUCAGCUGGCGGGUCAAGGGGACCUGGAGAAGGCCGAGCUUCAGGAUAGGGUGGCCGAGCUCUCUGCUCUACUGACCCAGUCUCAGAAGCAAAAUGAAGAUUAUGAAAAGAUGGUAAAGGCUUUGAGAGAGACAAUGGAGAUCCUGGAGACAAAUCAUGCCGAAUUACUGGAACAUGAAGCAUCUCUCAGUAGGCAUGCCCAAGAAGAGAAGCUAUCUCUACAGCAGGCGAUCAGGAACAUAACUCAGGCCAUGGUGGAAGAAGAGGACAACAUGGCCAAAGGCUCUGAUCAUGAGAGCUCCCUGGAGCUGGACUUCAGUGCCUUCUCCUUCCCGUUUGACUCCCAGGACCCAGACAAGGCUCUUACUCUGGUGCAUUCAGUGCUGACUCAGAGACGCCAGGCCGUGCAGGACCUGAGGCAGCAGCUCUCAGGCUGUCAGGAAGCUGUGGGCUUCUUGCAGCAACAGCACAGUCAGUGGGAGGAAGAGGGUGAGGCCUUGAGACGGCGGCUCCAGAAGCUCACUGGGGAGCGUGACACCCUGGCCGGGCAGACCGUGGACCUCCAGGGAGAGGUGGACUCUCUCAGCAAGGAGCGAGAGCUUCUGCAAAAGACCAGGGAGGAGCUGCAGCAGCAGCUGGAGGUGCUGGAGCAGGAGGCAUGGCGGCUGCGGAGGACAAACAUGGCGCUUCAGUUGCAGGAGGACUCUGCUCAGGGCGAGAGGGAGGAGCAGCAGGAGGAGCUGCACCUGGCUGUCCGCGAAAGGGAGCGCCUUCAGGAGACCCUGGCAGGCCUGGAAGCCAAACAGUCAGAGUCCCUCAGUGAACUGAUCACUCUUCGGGAAGCCCUGGAGUCGAGUCGCCUGGAAGGGGAGUUGCUGAGGCAGGAGCACAUGGAGGUGACUACAGUACUGGUGAGGGCGGAACAGUCCAUUGCAGAGCUAUCGAGUUCUGAGAACAGCUUGAAGGCUGAGGUGGCUGAUCUUCGGGCUGCAGCUGUCAAACUCAGUGCCUUAAAUGAGGCUUUGGCCUUAGAUAAAGUUGGGCUGAACCAGCAGCUUCUCCAGUUAGAACAGGAGAACCAGUCUAUGUGCAGCAGAAUGGAGGCAGCAGAGCAGGCGAGAAGCACUUUGCAGGUGGGCCUGGCAGAAGCAGAGAGGAGCAGGGAAGCCCUGUGGGAAAAGAACACCCAGCUGGAGGUGCAGCUGCAGAAAGCGGAGGAGACUAGCGCUGAGCUGCAGGCGGAUCUCAGGGGCAUCCAAGAAGAGAAGGAAGAAAUUCAAGAGAAACUAAGCGAGGCACAUCACCGGCAGGAGGCAGCCUCAGCUCACCUGGAGCAACUGCAUCAGGAAGCAAAUCGACAGGAAGAAGUGCUAGCCCGGGAAGUGCAGGAGAAAGAGGCCCUGGUACGGGAGAGGGCAGCUCUCAAGGUGCGACUGCAGGCUGUGGAGCGGGACCGGCAGGACCUCUCAGAACAACUACUGGGGCUCAGCUCAGCCAAGGAACUCCUGGAGAGCAGUCUGUUUGAGGCCCAACAACAAAAUUCUCUGGUAGAGGUCACCAAGGGGCAGCUGGAGGUCCAGAUUCAAACUGUCACUCAAGCCAAGAAAGUAAUCCAAGGGGAAGUGAGGUGCCUGAAGCUGGAACUGGACGCUGAACGGAGCCGGGCAGAGCAGGAGCGGGACAUAGCAGCCAGACAGCUGGCCCAGGCUGGGCGAGAGGGGCAGACUGCCCUGCAGCAGCAGAAGUCAGCCCAUGAGGAAGAGGUGAACCAGCUCCAGGAGAAAUGGGAGAAGGAGCGCUCCUGGCACCAGCAGGAACUGGAUAAGGCUCUGGGGAGCCUAGAGAGGGAGAAAAUGGAGCUGGAAAUGCGGCUGAAGGAGCAGCAGGCAGAAACUGAGGCCCUCCGGACGCGGAGGGAGGAAGAACGGGCCGAGGCCGAGAGCGCCCUAUGCCAGAUGCAGCUUGAAACAGAGAAGGAGAGAGUGUCCCUCCUGGAGACACUGCUGCAGACCCAGAAGGAGCUGGCAGAUGCCAGCCAACAACUGGAAUGGCUGAGGCAGGACAUGAAGGCUCAGAAGUUAAAGGAGCAGGACACCACUGGGGUGCUACAGACCCAGCUCCAAGAGGCUCAGCAAAAUCUGGAGCAGGCAGCCCAGCAGCACAAAGACGACCUUGCUGCCCUCCGAGAAGAGGGGAGCUCCCUACGGCAGGACAAGAUAGACCUCCAGACACAGGUGGAGGACUUGAAGUCUCAGCUGGUUUCCAAGGAUGACUCCCAGAGGCUGAUGGAACAGGAGGUUCGGGAGAAGCUGAGAGAGGCCCAGGAGUGUAGUCGAAUUCAGAAGGAGCUGGAGAGAGAGAAAGCCAGCCUGAUGCAGUCACUGGUGGAAAAGGAACAGACACUCCUUGUUUUGCAAGAAGCUGACUCAGUUCAACAACAGGAGCUGUGCUCGCUGCGCCAGGCCAUUCAGGAGGCCCAGGAAGGGCAGAAGGAGCUCAGUGCCCAGCAGGUGGAAUUACUGAAGCAGGAGGUGAAGGAAAAGGAGGCUGUCUUUCUGGCCCAGGAAGCACAGUUGCUGGAGGAGCUGGAGGCAUCUCGAGCAACUGAGCAGCAGCUGCAAGCAUCCUUGUGGGCCCAGGAAGCCAAGGCAGCCCAGCUGCAGCUGCAGCUGUGUAGCACCAAGAGCCAGCUGGAGGCACUGGCCGCAGAGCAGCAGCCUGGGCACCACGCCCGGGCCCAGCUGGCCAGCCUCUGUUCUGUCCUGCAGCAGGCCCUGGGGUCUGUCUGUGAGGGCAAGGCUGAGCUGUGUGGCGGGGGAGACUCUGCUGCUUCCCUCUGGAGCCCGGAGCCAGACCAGAAUGGAGCCAGGAUUCUAUUGAAGAGAGGGCCCCUCCUGACGGCUCUCUCAGCUGAGGCAGUGGCAUCUGCGCUCCACAAGCUUCACCAAGACCUGUGGAAAGCGCAGCAGGCCCGGGACGAUCUGAGGGAUCAAGCUCAGAAGCUAGAACAGCGUCUCACUCACACAGAGGCUGAGAAGAGCCGGGUCCACACAGAGUUGCAGGACCUGCAGAGACAGCUGUCCCAGAGCCAGGAAGAGAAAUCCAACUGGGAAGCAAAACAGAACUCUGUAGAAUCUGAGCUGGUGGAACUGAGUGAAUCUGUGGCAUCCUUACAGAGUCGCCUACGGCAAGCGGAGCUGCAGGGAAUAGAGGCCCAGAAUGAGCGAGAGUUACUUCAGGCAGCCAAGGAGGACCUGACAGCUCAAGUGCAACAGCUGCAAGUGGCUGUUGCAGAAGCCAGGGCCAAGGCAAGUGCUAUAGGGGUCCUGGAGGAAGACUUGAGAACUGCUCGCUCAGCCCUGAAACUGAAAAAUGAGGAAGUGGAGAGUGAACGUGAGAGAGCCCAGGCUCUGCAAGAGCAGGGCGAACUGAAGGUGGCCCACGGGAAGACACUGCAGGAGAAUUUGGCUGUCCUGGCCCAGACCCUGUCCAAAAGAGAAGAGGAGGUAGAGACUCUGCAGGGGACAAUCCAGGAACUGGAGAAGCAACGGGAGCUGCAAAAGGCUGCUCUGGAGGUGCUAUCUCUGGACCUAAAGGAGAGGAACCAAGAGGUGGACCUGCAGCAGGAACAGAUCCAGGAGCUGGAGAAGUGCAGGUCCGUUUUAGAGCAUCUUCCCCUGGCUGUCCAGGAGCGGGAGCAGGAGCUAACCAUGCAGAGGGAGCAGAUCAGAGAGCUUGAGAAGGAUCGAGAGACACAGAGGAACAUCUUAGAGCAUCAGCUUCUAGAACUGGAGAAAAAGGCCCAAGUGAUAGAGUCCCAGAAAGGACAGAUUCAGGAUCUGAAGAAGAAGCUGGUAACUCUGGAAUGUCUAGCCCUGGAGCUAGAGGAAAACCAUCACAAAAUAGAGUGCCAACAAAAGGCAAUCGAGGAGCUGGAGGGCCAGAGGGAAAUACAGAGGGUGGCUCUGACCCACCUUACACUGGACCUAGAGGAGAGGAGCCAGGAGCUGCAGGCACAGAGUAGCCAGAUCCAUGAGCUGGAGAGCCACAGCACCCUGCUGGCAAGAGAGCUCCAGGAGAAGGACCAGGAGGUGAAGUCCCAGCGAGAACAGAUUGAGGAACUGCAGAGGCAGAAGGAGCAUCUGACUCAGGGCCUCGAGAGGAGGGACCAGGAAAUGGUGGUGCAGAAGGAGAGGAUCCAGGUCCUUGAAGGUCAGAGGAUGCUGCAGACCAAGAUCCUAGAGGAGGACCUGGAACAGAUCAAGCUGUCCUUGAGAGAGCGAGGGCAGGAGCUGGCCUCUCAGAGGCAGCUGAUGCAGGAGCGGGCAGAGGAAGGGAAGGGCCAGAAAGCACAGCGUGGGAGCCUUGAGCAUAUGAAGCUGAUUCUGCGUGAUAAGGAGAAGGAGGUGGAAUGCCAGCAGGAGCAUAUCCAGGAACUUCAGGAGCACAAUGACCAGCUUGAGCAGCAGCUUCAGGGCCUGCACAGGAAGGUGGGUGAGACCAGUCUACUCCUGACCCAGCAAGAGCAGGAGAUAGUGGUCCUGCAGCGGCACCUGCAGGAAGCCAGGGAACAGGAGGACCUGAAAGAGCAGUCACUUCAGGGUCAGCUGGAAGAGGCCCAGAGAGCCCUGGCCCAGAGGGACCAGGAGCUGGAAGCCCUGCAGGACCAGCAGCAGCAGGCACAAGGGCAGGAGGAGCACGUGAAGGAAAAGGCAGGCACACUGCAGAGAGCUCUGGAGCAGGCCCAGAAGACACUGAAAGAGCGCCAGGGAGAGCUUGAGGACCACGAGGAGCACGUGCGAAGGCUCCAGGAAGAGCUGGCAGUGGAGGGACAGCGGGUACAGGCCCUGGAGGAGGUGUUGGGUGACCUAAGGGCCGAGUCUCGGGAGCAGGAGGCGGCCUUGCUGGCCCUCCAGCAGCAGUAUGCUGAGCGGGCACAGGAGCACCAGGUGGAGGCCAGGGCCCUGCGGGACAGCUGGCUGCAGGCAGAGGCACUGCUCAAGGAACGGAACCAGGAGCUGGAGGCCCUGCGGGCAGAUAACCAGUCCUCCCAGCAUAGGGAGGAGGCUGCCCGGGGCCAGGCUGAGGCUCUGCAGGAGGCCCUCAACAAGGCUCAGGCCGCCCUGCAGGAGAAAGAACAGCACCUCCUUGGGCAGGCAGAAUUGAGGCACAGCCUGGAGGCCAGCACUGCCACCUUGCAGGCUGCCCUGGACUCCUGCCAGGCACGAGCCCAGCAGCUGGAAGAGUCUCUGAGGACGCAGGAAGGUGAGAUCCAGGACCGGGAUCUCCAACACCAGGAGGCCUUACAGCAGCUCCAGCAGAUACUUGCUCAGAGGGAUGAAGAGCUGAGACAUCAGAAGAAACAGGGGCAGCUAUUGGAGAAGUCUCCAUCCCAGAGGGGUCUGGGGGAUUUGAUCCAAGAGAAGCAGAGUCCAAGUCAGAAGAGAGAAGAAGAAGAGAUAAAGGGCCUCCAUGAGAGCCUGAGGAAGCUGCAUCUAACUCCAGCCCAAAAGGAAGAGGAAAUCCUGGAGCUGAGGGAAGCCCGCCAGAGGGAGAAUCUGGAGGACCCGACCCACAGCCACAAUGCCUGUCCAGCAGCAGAGCACUCUACAAGACGUGAUGCUUUAGGGCCCAGGCUGCAGAAAGAGCUGGAAAGACUACAGGCAGCCCUGAGGCAGACAGAAGCCAGGGAGAUUGAGUGGAGGGAGAAGGCCCAGGACUUGGCAUUGUCCUUGGCCCAGAGCAAGGCCAGUGUCCGCAAUCUGCAGGAGGUAGCCGUGUUCCUCCAGGCAUCUGCCCUGGAGCGGGACUCAGAACAGCAGAGGCUGCAGGAUGAAUUGAAGCUCACCAGACAGGCUCUGGAGAAGGAGCGGCUCCACAGCCCCAGUGUGACCAGCAGAGUAGAACAGGGCCCCAGAGGAGAGGCAGAUGUACAGCUAGGAGAGGACUUCCCAGGUGAGAGUCAGAGAUCCCUCCUGCAGGUCUCAGGAGUAGACGCUGAGCCUGGUUCUUGGAUGGAAGAGAAGCAGGUAUGGGCAGAAAGGCUUGAGAACCUACAGCAAGUGGUGGCACAGCUGGAGAUUGAGCAGAGCAGGCUGCAGCACCACAACGUCCAGCUGCAGACCACCCUGGAGCAGGUGGAGCGGGAGCGCAGGAAGCUGAAGAGGAAUUCCAUGCGCGCGUCACAGACAGGGGUCCUGGAAAUCAGCGAGGUCACAGCAGCCUCACCCAUGCAGCAGGAUGGAAGAGGAGGACAGAAGGGCUCCUCAGAUUCCAAGCACAUGGCUGAAUUGCAGAAAGAGGUGGCCCUGCUGCGAGCCCAGCUGGCCUUGGAGCGGAAGCAGAGGCAGGACUACAUUGCUCGCUCAGUACAGACCAGCCGUGAGCUAGCAGGCCUGCACCACAGCCUCUCCCACUCACUUCUCGCCGUGGCCCAGACCCCUGAGGCCACUGUCCUGGAGGCUGAGACCCGCAAGCUGGACAAGUCCCUGACUCAAAGUCUGACAUCCCCAGGGCCAGUACUGCUCUGCCCCAGCCCCAGCACUGCCCAAGCCACCUCCAGGUAGCAGCCACAGCCAGGCAGGAUACAGGCCAUCGUGGGAGCACAGACAGAUAGGUGGCUGUAGAGUGGGUCAUGGCCCCUCCACACAACUACAGAUUUGCCAAAGGAAAGGCCUGGCUCUGUUACCCAACCUCAGAGCCCUAGGUCAACUGGCAUUCCUAGCAAGAGGGAAGGACCCUUGAGGCUGUGAGAAGGCCUCAAUUUACAUGGAAAUGAGGCAAAUUAUACUUGCCUGCUGGCCUAGAGUCACCCAGAGGAGUGCCUUGCCCUGGCCAGGUGGCAUCUGCUGCCUCUCAUCUAGAACUUCUUAUCCCAGCUCUUCACCCUCCCUUUCACCUUCCCCUUCAACAAUAAACCCUGGGUCUUUGCAGUUAUUCUCUGCUGCUGUCUCCCCUUGUGUAACUAGGCAGCAGUGGCUAUCAAGGGCAUCUAUUAAGGAAGAAUUUGCUAAGGAUUCCUAUGGGGCGGCCUGAGUUUGUCAUCUGCCUGCAUUUUAGUAGAGAAGAGUUAUGGAAAAUACACAAGACGAAGCUCCUGUCCACAGAGAGCUUGAGACCAGUCGGCAAGAACAGAUGAGCACCAUCAGCAAGUCAGGGACAUGUCUGAGUGCUGACUAGAAGGGCUGGAGAAAUUCUAGGAACUGAGGAGGAGGCAUGAACUGUCCCUUGAAGGAGGGAGGAGUUGUGAGGGGUGCUCAGAGGCAGAGUAUGUUGGGGCUGAGGUUGAUGGGUAGGGAGGGAGAAUAGAGGGCCUUGGGAUCUAGAUUUGAACUCAUGGAUAAAGAGGAACUGUAAUAUGUCCUUGACUUAAAGCAAGUUCUGGGGCUCCAAAAACACCGAGUUUAACCCUUGGUUAAACCAAAGUCAGUCUCUGGAGUUCAGGUGCUCUAUCUGGCCUUAUUCCACUUCAGCUCCAGGUUAAUGCCCUUGGUGUCCCUUCCAUAUCAGCUGGAACUGACUCUGGUCACCUGUAGUCCAGCCAGGCCCUGGUGGAGGCAAACUGGACUGAAACCAAUUCACAGGCUGAAGACCUAUUGUUGGCAAUUUUCUCAAUGCCUAAGAAAGAAGUUUUCUUUUAAAAAGCAGGGUAUGACCUCAGUCUAUCCCUCCACCCAUAAUCUGGAAUUCCUCUCUGCUAAGCCUGGGAUGGAACUAAGGCCUAGCAAAGAUUGUGGGGGGUUGAGAGCAGCACUCCACUCACCCAGAGCUACUUAGCUAGACUCACUGUAUUCCAGCAAGUGGAAGUGGGGCUGUUCACAUGUAAUGACGCUUUGUUCCAAAAAUCCAUGCAAAGGACUCAGCAAUAGAUGCUUAGGAAAAAGUUACAGUUUAGGCCCCCCAGACCUAGACCUGAGGCCCCAGAGAUACUGGCCUGGCCCUCGUCCCUGUCAGACUCAGCUCAGAAUCCUUACCUGGCCUUCUCUAUCCUAGGAGUUCUCAGGGACAAAUGACUUCUCUUGGUUCCCUACUUUUUUUGGUUCUCCAACUCUGGUUCUGUUGCUUAGAGGCUGAAAGGGAGCCCUACUUUUUACCUUAGAGUUUCUUCUCAUACCAUUAUCUGUAGGUGGUAAGCCAAAGGCCUUAUGUGCCACAUCCCUUCUGGGAGCAAGGGAGUGAUCAUCCAGCCAAGUAAAGUGUCAGUUCAAUAAUAAACUAAACACUAUUUGUUCUUCCCUCCCCAUUCAACCCUCAGGAACACCCCCACCCUGCUCUAGACCUCAGGUGAGGAUCUCCCCUCCCCACUAUAUACUUAUGUCGGGUUUGGCUUUCAGUUCAAGUGUAGACCAUGAACUUACUACUCUUACC